AUGGCACCCGGCGUCCUCAGAAUCCGCGCAGCAUGCUGCUCGAUCAUCAUCCCCGUCCGCAUCGCCCUCUGCGUUCCACUCCUCGUGGCUACUCUUGACGCGUACUCAUCCCCGCAUCCCGCCGCCCCCACAUCGAGUCCCCAUUCCCCAGCCUCGCCCCUACUCAACAACACAACGCCCCCAAACGCCGCCCCCGACGCACCGGACGGUAUAUUUCCUUCAGCGCAGCUGCUGCCCAUCGCCGCCGCGGAGACUGGGGAGUUCAGCGUGAUUUCAUUCCCACAAGGAGAAUCGCGCGCGCGCGCCCUUGCGCUCACGUUCUGCGCGCUUGCGGCCCUCCUGGGUCUGCUCAGCAUAAUAAGCACUUGGUGCUCCAGCGACGAACACGAUCCAGACUCUGCCGUGGAAUCAGAAUCCCAGUCGGAUGGCACGCCUAUGAGCGUACAGGCGAAGGAAUUCGCGGGGCGAACGAGUUCAGAUCCAGAUAGGUACGGGGCGGAGGCAGGCAAGGGCAUCUGGGGUUUGUUCCUUGGAGCGGCGACGCGUCUGCUGCUCGCCGCGCUCGGAACGACAGCCUUCAUUGAGGUUGUCCUCGAACGCCAACGCGCGGACUCUGCUCGUAGUCACAAUCCUGGUGCGUUCGCAGCGAUGAUGGGGCUCGGAUGGACUCUUGUGGCGACACUGUACCUAGGGGCUUUCUUGCGUAUCGUGGUACUCCUGUGCGACCCGGACGUGCAUCUUCGCCAACAGCAUCAGGAGCAGCUUAACGGAGCAGGUGUGGCGAGUGACGGCUAUGCAUACGGGUUAUGGAAGCGAUGGAGACGAAGUUCCAAUGAGAAACAGGUAGACACAGUGAUAUCGGAGAGAAGUUGA
Messenger RNA from Heterobasidion irregulare TC 32-1, 873 nucleotides. RefSeq lists its product as uncharacterized. Lineage: Eukaryota; Fungi; Basidiomycota; Agaricomycetes; Russulales; Bondarzewiaceae. The record is from RefSeq and is a predicted model, not a curated record. The transcript is spliced from 2 exons. The coding region runs from base 1 to 873 and encodes 290 amino acids.